This is a messenger RNA of Ectocarpus siliculosus, 2814 nucleotides long. The record is from the annotation of a GenBank genome assembly. Lineage: Eukaryota; Phaeophyceae; Ectocarpales; Ectocarpaceae.
AUGGAAACCAUGGACGAAGAAUUCCCGCUCUUGCUACCUGACGGAACCGCUGCGGUGUCGCUGCCUGGGCAUGACGAUCAUUGCUGGAUCGUGGAAGCCAGCACGUGCAAUUCCGAUGCUGCAACUUGGACGUUUGGCAUACAGCCCGGCAACUUCGGGCGCCAUCUCUGCCUGCAUCGCUUCAAGCUAUGGUGGCUCAAGCCGUCUCACGGCCACUCUGGUCUUGACAUCCCCCCUGAAACGGCACUGUUCUUGGCAGAGAUGCAACCGCAGCAGCAGCAGCAGCAGCAGCAGUACGUUGCCCUACUUCCUGUCAGCGACACCCACGCACGUGCGAGCCUGCAUCGUGCGGGUGACGACUCGUCGAACGGCGAAGGGUUAAGUCCAUCGGGUGCUGCGGUAGACGAAGAUUCCCCGUCGGCUCUAGCCGUGUCCGCAGACACGGGAGACCCCGCAACCCUCUUGCCGGACACGCUGGGCGUGCUGUUGGUGGCGACGGGGCCAGACCCUUUCCGGCUUGUGCAGAGACUGGUGCGGGAGGCCACCGAUCGGUUGAGCACGCAACUGGUGUCACUGAAGGAGGGGGCCAGAUCCGCAACUGUUGCCGAGAGGGUUGACCCGGGUGCUUGUGGUGAGGACCGGGGUUCGUGCGAUGAUGAGGGCAAGGGGCGACCGGUGGCUUCUUUCGUGGACAGCUUGGGGUGGUGUACGUGGGACAGCUUCUACACCAUGGUCACACCGGAAGGUGUGCUCGAAGGGUUGUCAACGCUACACGAGGGUGGUGUGCGGCCUCGGUGGGUAGUCAUCGAUGAUGGCUGGCAGCGAACGACCAACGACGACGCGCUCAACACGGAGCAGUGGGACGAGCGGCUGGUGGGGCUCGAGGCCAACAAACGAUUCAGGCGGUUCGACGAGAAAGGGAAGCUGCUGCUCGACCUCGGCGAUACGGUGGGGAAGAUGAAGCGAGACUUUGGUGUAGAGCGAGUGCUAGCGUGGCACGCCAUGGCGGGUUAUUGGGCGGGCGUGGAGCCCGAGGCGAGCGAAAUGGUGCCCUUCGACCCCCUCGUAGCCAAGCUGCUAGCGCCGGAAGGAAUACAGGAGGUCGAUCCCGAGAUGCAGCCGGAGCUAGACCAUAAGAGGUUCGGGAUGGUGAGGCUCGGCAACGUGGAGGCAUUCUACAGGGCCUAUCACGGAUACCUUAGAGAUAACGGGGUCGACGGGGUUAAGGUGGACGCACAGUCGAUUCUGGACUGCAUGGGCGGAGGCAAUGGAGGCGUUCCGGCGGUUACAAAGGCGUAUCACGAGGGGCUGGUUCAGUCUGUGCAGGCCACUUUCAAGGAAGGGGGUCGGCCCGCGGCGCUGAUCCACUGCAUGUGCCACGCGCCCUCGGUGCUGUUCCAUAUCGCUUGCGUGUCCGAGGACCGCGCGGUUAUCCGGGGAUCGGACGACUUCUAUCCCCGGGAGGACCUCAGCCACGGCCCCCACCUCUAUUCCAACUCCUUCAACGCGCUGCUCCUCUCCAACCUGGGCGUGCAGGAUUGGGACAUGUUUCAGACCGGCCUCGGCGUUCAGGGUACCGGAGACGCCGCAGGGGCAGCUGGACUCAGCGAGGGGGCCAACGCAAGCUGGUUUCAUGCGGCCGCGCGGGCGAUAAGCGGUGGGCCCGUCUACGUGUCUGAUCGACCGGGGCAGCACAACGCGGACAUCCUACGGAAGCUCGUGCUCGAGGACGGCUCGGUCCCGAGAGCUAGCACCAACGCGCUCCCGACUCUAGACUGCCUCAUGAGAGACCCUCAGGAGGAAGGCGGCGGGCUCCUUCAAGUUUGGGCGCUCAAUCCGCUUGCAGGCACCGGCGUGGUCGGCAGCUUUAACGUCCGGGGCGCCAGCUUCAGCCAGUCCGAACGCGCCUGGGUUAGGGCCGGACGGGACGACGAGGCCCGGGGCGGCGGUGCAGUCGAGGGCACUGUGUCCCCCUCCGACGUGCACGCCUUCCGCAUCACGAAACCCCACGCUGAUCGCGCUGGGGGGGCCGGAGAAAUGCCGCCGGCACCGGGGGAUGGGGUCGAGGAGAAUGAAGACGAGACACGUUGCUGCUUCGCGCUGUACCUGCACCGACGGCGGGAGACCCGCGUGGUUAGCCUGCUCGAGGCCGUGGCGAUCGAGGUCCUCCCGCUGAGCUACGAGCUUGCGACGUUCUCGAGGGUGAUCGGCCUCCGCUUGCCGCCUCUCGGCAUCAGCACAAGCGGAGAGCAGCAGCAGGGGUCGUCUGCUGCCGACGUGGUAGAAAGUAGAGAUGGUGAUCGUCCAGGAUACGACGCGCAAGAGGACACGGUGAGAUGGGCUAUCCUCGGGCUCUCGGACAUGUUCAACUCUUCGGCCGCCGUGUCGGCGCAGGAGCCAUUUCAACGCGGGGCAACAACUCGGAGCAGCGGCGUAGAGUGCGAUGGGGGAAUGGUUCCCGGGGUGGCGGUCUACGUCAAGGGCAGCGGGAAGUUUUUGGCGGUGGCCAGCCGGCAGCCUUCGCGCGUGACCCUUGGCGGGGUAGGGGGCGACGGAGCGGUUGGGUCGGCAGGCCUGGAGCAGGGCGUCAUUCACCGCGAAGAUGGCCGUGACGAUAGUGGCCGUGCUGGUGGUAGCGGUGAUGUCACCGUUCUCGAUGCCUCUUUUUCGGCCCUGUGUGCGGCAACGCCCGAUGGGCCGCCAUCAACGGCGUUGUCGGUGGGAGGGGGAAGGGCAGGCUUGGGGUUGGUGGAAGUUGUCAUCCCGGGCCCUUGGGACGGCCGGGAGAGACAGCUGACGUUUUGGUGGCAUUAG